AUGAUAAUAUUGAGUGCAUUAUUCUUUUACGUGCUUUCAGGAUAGACAUACUUGAGUAAUGAUUACUUGAUGCGUACUACUUUAAUAACCUAGCUUGUCUCGAGUCUUUAUCUACGAAAUGGCAUCUAAGUGAGACAGGAACGGGCAUUUUGAUGGCUCUGGGGAUGUCAAUACCAGAAUUGACAACUAAUAUUUUGUCCUGUUUCAAGUCCUCUAGAAUUGGAUACGGAUUUGGAGCAAUAGUGGGCAGUGGAGUUUUCGGUAUUUAGAUUAGUAUCAACAAGACUUUACUGUUUGUUUUGGUUUGAUGUCACUGUUCUCAAACUAUUAUCACAAGAGGGCUUUGAGAAUGAAUCUAAAGGCAUUGAUGAGAGACAUCUAUGUAUACUUGCUCACACUGUUAUUUUUGACUUUCGUCUUCUGGGAUUACGAAGUAACAAUGUAAUGAAUAUCAAUAUAGAUCUCCCUCACAGAAGCCUUGAUUCUUACACUCUUCUAUCCAUCCUAUUUGCUAUACUCUUUGGUUCAAAUGGAAUAGAAGGACGAUUUCCAACUCUCGCACCAAAAGCAUCACUUCCCAACUCUAUUGCAAUUCCUCGAUUUUCAUCCUGAGCAAGCUGAAGAUUUGGAUGUGGAUGGCAAGGAAAUCGGACAAGAGAAUCAGUAGGAACAAGUAUAAGAAGAGUAACAACCAUCCAAAAUAUUAUUGCCCUUUACACUGCUAUUCAAGUUUACAAUUCCAAAACACCCAGAAUUUGCGUUUAUUAUAAUUUCAUUCUAUUGUUUUCUUACUGUCAAUGUUACGAUGACUGUGGUUGAUGAAUUUGUUGAGUAGUUCUCAGUGAGUCCUGCCUUUGUUGGACUAACAAUAGCAAGUUGGGGAGGCAACAUCCAAGGUAUAUUCGAUAUAUAUUAGAUAUUUUAAAUGCAUCGCUUGCUGCAAAGAAUAAAAAAACUGAGUUGGCUACUUCGAGUAUAAUUGGCAGUCAAAUCAUGAAUUUAUAAAUUUGCCUAGGAUUUCCUUGGGUGUUGACUAUGUUGAUUUGGCAAAGGAAUAUAACGUUUUAUGAUGAAACUAUAUCAUAAUCAAUGUUGGCCAUCAUGACGGUGGUGCUCACUUCGUUCUUCUUGAUGUUAUAACAGAAACUGAGAUUGACGUACAAAUUGGGAGUGAUGUUGCUGAGCAUUUAUCUUCUGUAUUUUAUUUAUGAAUUACUAUAACAAUGA
Messenger RNA from Paramecium octaurelia, 1227 nucleotides. The record is from the annotation of a GenBank genome assembly. Lineage: Eukaryota; Ciliophora; Oligohymenophorea; Peniculida; Parameciidae.